This is a messenger RNA of Penicillium oxalicum, 1284 nucleotides long. RefSeq names its product phosphoinositide binding protein ATG18. Gene Ontology annotation, biological process: nucleophagy; protein localization to phagophore assembly site; autophagy of mitochondrion. Gene Ontology annotation, cellular component: fungal-type vacuole membrane; cytosol; extrinsic component of membrane. The transcript is spliced from 5 exons. Gene Ontology annotation, molecular function: phosphatidylinositol-3,5-bisphosphate binding; phosphatidylinositol-3-phosphate binding; protein binding. The record is from RefSeq and is a predicted model, not a curated record. Bases 1 to 1284 code for a protein of 427 amino acids. Lineage: Eukaryota; Fungi; Ascomycota; Eurotiomycetes; Eurotiales; Aspergillaceae.
AUGGCGAUGAACUUUGUGACCUUCAACCAGGACUACAGCUACCUGGCUGUGGCCACGUCUAGAGGCUUCCGCAUCUUCACGACCGAUCCCUUCGCCAAGAGCUAUGAAACAAAGGAAGGCAACAUUGCGGUUAUUGAGAUGCUCUUCUCAACCUCCCUAGUUGCGUUGAUUCUCUCUCCGCGACGACUUCAGAUCACGAACACCAAGCGUCAAAGCACAAUAUGUGAACUCACAUUUCCAACGACGGUGCUUUCUGUGAAGUUGAAUCGGAAGCGUUUAGUGAUCGUGCUCGAGGACCAGAUCUACCUCUACGACAUUCAAACAAUGGGCCUCCUUUCCACAAUCGAUACUUCGCCCAAUCCGCACGCGAUCUGUGCCCUGGCGCCCUCGUCGGAUAAUUGUUACAUGGCAUACCCACUUCCUCAAAAGGCUUCCACGACAGCUAAGCAACCGGCCCACGCUCCCCCAGGAGCGUCGCAUGUCUCGCCAACCACUGGGGACGUCCUCAUAUUUGAUGCGUCCAAGCUAGAAGCGAUUAAUGUCAUCGAAGCCCAUCGCUCACCACUGGCCUGUAUCACAUUGAAUAGUGAUGGCACACUACUUGCGACUGCCUCUGACAAGGGCACUAUCAUCCGUGUCUUCUCCGUCCCCGAUGGUCGCAAACUUUAUCAGUUCCGGCGCGGGUCUAUGCCUUCCCGGAUCUACAGCAUGUCUUUUAACACCACUUCAACCUUGCUCUGCGUCUCAUCCUCCACCGAGACAAUCCAUUUGUUCAGACUAACCCAGCAGGGACCUACUUCAGAUGCCUCAUCUGCCCACUCGCCAGUUGGCCGUGACUCGCAAUCCGCCAGCAGCCUCUAUGGACAGCAUGACGAGGAUGAGCACGGUGGUGAGACGGGUGCCGAUCUGGAAAACAGAAAGCACAACGGCACAUUGAUGGGCAUGAUCCGGCGGACUUCACAGAAUGUUGGCGGUGCUGUUGCUGCCAAGAUGGGAGGUUACCUGCCCAAGGGUGUGAGUGAGAUGUGGGAGCCCGCACGCGACUUUGCCUGGUUCAAGCUUCCUCGCUCAGCUCAAAGUACUGGUAACGUCGGUAACAAUGGACCGCUGAGGAGUGUUGUUGCCAUGAGCAGCAACACGCCGCAGGUGAUGGUUGUCACCAGCGAUGGGAAUUUCUACGUCUUCAACAUUGAUUUGUCCAAGGGGGGGGAGGGAACGCUCACCAAGCAGUACUCUGUGAUCGAUUCUGUUGACAAACUAGGCCAUCCAUCAAUGGAUUACUGA